This is a messenger RNA of Oxyura jamaicensis (ruddy duck), 4429 nucleotides long. Its product is annotated as heme-binding protein 2-like. The record is from RefSeq and is a predicted model, not a curated record. Bases 72 to 890 code for a protein of 272 amino acids. The transcript is spliced from 5 exons. NCBI's taxonomy places the organism in Eukaryota, Metazoa, Chordata, Aves, Anseriformes, Anatidae.
GCCACAGCCCGGCUCGGCUCGCCACAGCCCGGCUCGGCCCCGCACAGCCCGGUUCUGCUCGGCUCGGCACGAUGGAGACGGGCGGCUGCCGGAUGAGCGGCGCGGAGCCGGGCGGCCCGGCCGUGAUCACGCUGGAGGAGCUGGACGGCAUGGCGGAGGAGAGCCCCGACUCGGCGUACCACAGCAACGGCAGCAGCCUGGAGGAGGAGGCGGCCGAGCGCAUGGAGGACGAGGAGCAGGAGCGGCUGCUCAGCUACUGGCAGAGCGUGGGCAGGGGGCACCAGGUGGACGUGCCCCGCGACAUGGCAGAGCCAAUUCAGCAGCUGACCAGAAAUAACAGUCCCCAGGAGAGACAGACCAUCCCAUUUACCCUGAUCCAGCGCAAAGAAAAGCUUGGAGACCUGCUUUAUGAAAAGCGUCAGUAUGGAAAAGCCAAGUGGGCUUGUAUAAAGAUGAAAGAAAAACAGUAUGAACAGAGCAUUUGUCUUGGAUUCAUGAAGCUUAUGAGGUACAUUUGUGAGCAGAAUUCCUCAGGGCUGUACCUGGGGAUAACAAUACCCAUUGUGACCAUCGUACACACAAACGAAUCUCAGUCGGAGAUGACGCAGUCGGUGACGGUAGCGUACUACCUGCCCGAAGUGCUGCAGGACCAGCCACCUCAUCCCUUUGACUCUGACAUCAUCAUUGAAGAAUGGCCUUCUACUAUUGUUUAUAGUAGGAGCUUCAGAGGAAUCACCAAUGAAGACUCUAUAAUGAGAGAAAUAAACCUGUUGGCGGAAAUUCUGGAGAGCCCAGAGUUAUGCUUGCAGGAUACGUUCAUCAUUGCAGGAUAUACAAACCCAGCUGCUGCUAAUCGACACAAUGAGAUCUGGUUCCUCCAAAGACCGUAGCCUCCCGUUUCUGAUGCUUGUCUGUUACAAGAAUCAGCUCUGAUUUACUGGCAGAAUUUUACAUGUGAAUUGUGUGAGACUAGAUGUCAAACCCUCGAGGAAAUACAAAAAAUGUGGCUUUUAGCCAGCUUAGCAAGGCAAUCACUCCAACUUACUAAGCAAACAGAGCUAACAUAUGAAACCAUUUCUAAAUAAUUCUUAUGGAGAUUUUAGCGCUAUAAAAAUGAGAAGAAUUAGUUCACCUUAUUUUCCUCCCUUCCCCCCAAGAUAACGGAGGCAGAGCCCUCUCCCCUCACCCACUUAUUAGCAUCUCUGAUCUGUUGGGGCUUGGGACUGUCCUAACGGAGCUCCUGGAGCCCCACUCCUGGCUUGCUCUGGGCACCUAGGGCUACAAAAAGGCACUGCUGGGGCUUUCGAUGGGACACGCAUUAAAACAAAUUCACACGUCAUUCAGAAAAAAAGGAUUUUCAGGUCUUAAUUUCUGAAGAAAGUUACCAGAUUUAGACCACUGGGAUUAAACCAAGGACAGGACUAGGCCAAUGCUGACCAGUUUUGUUCUUAUCUCCUGUGGAGCAGAGAUUCUCAAUGCUUAAUGCAUUACCUCACCAAGCAUUCAACCAAAGUACUUUAGACCUUGAGAAAGGACCGAGGCAGCAGAACAGUGCUUAGGCUCACUGAUGUUUUGGUAGAAAAGAUACAGCUCACCUUAAUCACACACUUGCAGUAAUCCCAUGACUAAAUGUGUUGUUCCCAAAUAGAAGGCAGUUAAUUUCAGCUCCAGCUUUCUGAACACUUUGAUCUUAAACCUUUACUUCGGCAGCCCUGUUUUUAACAUUCAGCAAUCUCUUCACUACUUCUACAUUCUUACAGCAGUGCUAUGCUGCUGAAGUUAGAAACGCUACCAGUAUACGAAGCACAGAACCACGUAAACCACACAGCCCCUGACGCUCACCUGGCCUGGCCCUCUGCUGGAAGGGCCAGCGCCCAUGGGGCUGCUCAGGACCUCGUGCAGCCCGGCAUUCAGCACCUCCUGGGACGAGGAUCCCCUAGCCCCUCUGGGCCCUGUUCCAGUAUUUGACCACCCUCACUGUGAGAAUUUCUCUUCCUAAUUCCUAAUUUUCCAUGCUGCAGCUUGUUUCCUUUGCCUUCACCCACGUGGUGAUUCUAGAAGCAGCCUGCUCGCCCAGCGCACCGGGACUCGACGCCCAGCCCGCACAGCUCCACCGCCCCAGGUCUGAGCAGCACACAGGCUUUGCUACGUACCAGUUAGGGAGCACCCGACGCACUUUAGAAUCGAGUUAGCAAACAGGUUUGCUCUCUGAAAUCCGUUCCAUGUCUCCCCUUAGAGAUACAAUAGUAGAGUUUAAUCUGAAUCUAAGUAAAUGACUCUUUGGAUAAAAUUUAAUGGAGUAUUUCCCCAGAGUCACGUAUCAGCUACAAGAUUCAGGCGUUAAGUUGAGCUUUUGUGUUCUCCAGUUGCAACACACAACAUGACAACCAGAGCCGCUGUCUGAGCACUUCUGGUAGUGUUUGUUAAUUGGCAAACAGAGCGGAUUUACGCAGUACUUCUGAAUAGACGUGCAGGUCCCAAGACCUUUAAGCCUCCCAUUUCCGCAGGGCUCUGUGCUGCACAAAACUGACUUUAUGUUAACCAGGAACGUGCGGCAGGGUCCGGGGGGGCGGCUGGGAGCUGCCGGUUGUGCUUCUGCAUGACCACGGUGCCCUCCGGUGGCUGCUGCCUGCAGAGACGGGGGAGAUGCAAGUGGGGGAAAUAAAUAGAGAAAAGCCUUACUUCGAACCGACAGUGCUGGGGGAGCAGUCCUCACCCCCUUCUCCUCAAUCUCUUAUUUCCCCAGCCGUUCAGCCUGCCCUAGCCCAGCACAGACAGGCGCACUGCCACAAACAGACUGGGAUUAGAGUGAUCGGGAGGGGGCAGUUGGCAGGACAAAACCUCAGAAAAGGCUGUGGGGUUUGGGGUCCUCGUUUCAGCCAGAGAGCUACCGAGCCUGGUUUGCCCAGUGGGCACCCCGAGCUGCCAGGUGACAGCACAAGUGCUGGUGCCAGUGGUGGCCCCAGCUGGGAGCGCUGUUUGAUGCGCCAGGUUAAAUGCACAUCCAAGCAUCUCUUACCCAGCAGGAUGAGGUGGUGAAGGUGCCUCUCUUAUCUUUUACUGCUCUCAGCUUGUUCAAGGUACAGGAUCACAACCAGGGGAUACAAAUCGGACUUGCUUUUCAAUACGUGGAAUCGUGUCCUGUUUGAGUACCCUGAACGUUAGGGACCAGCUGGAGCAGGCAUUUUAUCUCUGACUUUUGGUUAUUGUCAACAUCUCACAUUGCUGGAACUGCCAGCCAGUAUUAAAGUGGAAGCUAACAAACUAAUGGGAAAUAAGAAAGACUUUUCUAAAGCUGACUUGCGUAGAAGGUCCAGAGAAGCAUUAAUGACAGGUUUUGUUUUGCCCACUCCUCCCUACCCCCCUCAAUUUUUAUACAAAGGCAAAUAAAAACAGAUUUUCAACUCUCACAACAUUUUGCAUCAAAGGAAAGAGGCUUCUGCAGGCUGAUUGCUUUGGCUGUUUAUAGAAACUAUUAUAGUACAAACGUAAAAUGCCUACUGGGAGCAGGUCAAUCCUCUCACCAGAAAGUAUCAGUUUUUAAAUGUAAAAUUAUGUACAAAGUCUAUCGAAAACGUGUUUGGUAUGUCUCUUUCCAUAGAGAAUCUUCACCUAAAUACUUCUGCAGCUCAGUUACUUGUGAUACAUAAUAGAAACACACUUGUUACUCAAGCAGAAAAGCAAGGUAUUUCUCGGGAUGUGCUGAUAUCCUAAGCACAGCAAGCGCUCAGUGUUGUUUUAUGUACAACUGUGAAUUCCAGAUAGCACUUAUUUUGACUUGUGUUAGGCCGCUUCUGCUGCUGAGAAAGAACCAAUUAAUCUGAAGUUUGAAGAUACACUUUAUGGCUACGGAACACGACCAGCUUCUGCAAACAGCCCUCACAAAGUACUGCGUUUUUUCACUGACACAAUAAAGUUUGCCUGGUAGUUAUGCCCAUGAACGCCACGGAAAUGAUAUAUUUAUUUCAGUAACUGUAACAUUUUGGAAAGUUUGAAAACCUUACGUCAAACAUAAUUACCUGAGUCCUGUUAUGGGAAUAGGUAUUUUAUUACCCACCUGCGGCUCUGCUUUGUAAGCCAUUAAUUAAAGGAUUUCCAUUUUUAAUUUGAAGUAUUUGAUUUCUACUACUCAAAAGAGAUAACAGAAGAGAACUCAAGCAUAUUUUUGAAGUUUAAAUGCUGUAGCCUUAACAGAUAAACGUUGUCCCGCAUACUGUGUAUUUUUCAAACAAGCAUUAGUGCCUAAAAAGUUAUUCCAGCUAUUGUGAUACUCAGGUCCUUGCUUAUUGUAUGUAUGCAGAUAUAAGCACAAACAAUUUUCCUGGCAUUGCUGAGUUGUGCAGCUUUACACUGCCCUUUAUUUUCACUUAAAUGUUGUCUUGUUUACUGUUACUGUUUGUCAAAAUUAAAGAUAAUGAUUUUAUUGUGC